AUGAGAGAAAGAAGAGUGGUCAACAAGAUCUUGAGAAAGGCCUUCAAGUGUGAAGAUUUUAUGGAGAAUGCAUUAGUUGCCAAAACUGAAGGCGUGGAGGGUCAAAGAAGUUUAAAGGUUCUUGAUGAAAGAAGGGCCAAACUUGAUCUUAAGUCAGUUAUGACUAUACACUUUGGUUACAAUGAGCAUUCCAAAGGUUAUAGACUUUAUGACAUGGACUCCAAAAAGCUCUUCAUAUGUAGGGAUGUCAAAUUUGAUGAAAGUGACAAUCUACUGCACAUUGAUGAAAAUGAAUCUACUGAUAUUGAAAAUGAAGACUUAGCAAUUAAAGGCUCUAGGACACUUCAUGACAUAUACAAUAGAUGCAAUGUUGUUGUUUCAGAUCCAGUCAGCUAUACUGAUGCUAAUGUAGUUGCAAAUUGGAAGGCUGCAAUGUAUGCUGAAAUAAACAUGAUACUGAAUAAUGGAACCUUGACUUUAGUUGAGAAACCAAGCAACCAACAUGUCAUUGGGGUUAAAUGGAUCUACAAGACCAAGUACCCUCAUUCUCCUUUUAGGGAAGUGGCACUUGAGUAUUUGAAGACAUCACUUGAGACGGUGAAGAAAUUACUUAAUGUUUUGAUGCGAAACCUCGGAGUCGAACUAGAUGACUCAAAAAUUGGUUCACUUAUUGGUAGGAAGACUGUCAAUAUGAACUACUAUCCCACAUGUCCUAAUCCUGAGCUUACAGUUGGUGUAGGACGUCAUUCUGAUAUGGGCACUCUCACUGUCUUGUUACAAGAUGGGGUAGGUGGUUUGUAUGUAAAUGUUCCAGGUGAUGCAGAUAUAGGUAAGAAGGGAGAAUGGGUAGAGAUCCCUCCUAUUCCUGGUGCUUUGGUCAUCAAUGUUGGCGAUAUGUUACAGAUAUUGAGCAAUGGAAGGUAUAAAAGCGCAGAACAUAGAGUUCGUACAACAAGUUCAAAAUCAAGGGUAUCAAUACCAAUAUUUACAAUUCCAAAACCAACAGAAAAGAUUGCACCGCUUCCUCAAGUGGUCGAGAAAGAUGGAAUUGCUCACUAUAGAGAAUUUCUGCUUGCAGAUUACAUGAACAACUUUUUUGGAAAUCCACAUGAUGGCAAAAAGUCUCUUGAUUUUGCAAGGAUUUAA
Molecule: messenger RNA, 1146 nt
Organism: Theobroma umbraticum
Lineage: Eukaryota; Viridiplantae; Streptophyta; Magnoliopsida; Malvales; Malvaceae
Source: RefSeq, a predicted model, not a curated record